AUGGUAUCCGGACAGCUUCUUACUGAAAUGGAGGUAACUAUUCAACAACAACAACAACGUGAUAACUUUCGUUCUUGUUUUUCAAUUCAAUCAACAUUUUUUAGUCCAUCAGAUAGAAUAAUGAACAAAAAACAAUUUGAAAUUGAACUAAAAUUAGAAGCAUUAUUUGAAAAAUUAUCUGAUAAAACAGAAAAUUUAUUACUCAUAACACCGAUCAGUUGCAUAAAAUCACAAUUGAAAAUUUUACGAAAACAAAUAUCAGUUAAAAUGGGACAAGAUGUUAUAGAAAAACCAGAAUCUGAUACACUAAAGUUAGAAUCAUUUAAAACAUUAACUAUUUAUCAUGAAUUUACUAUCGAUUUGCUAAAUAAUCGCUCGUACAUUGAACUAUUAAUAACAGAAAACUAUUUAGAAAAAUGGCGUGAAAAAUACAUGCCACAAUUGAAAGAGGACAAAGAACGUUUAAAAGAACGACUAUUUGAAAUUGAACGACAAACUAAAAUAAAUGAACGAAAAUUGGAACAAAAAAAUUCGAAACAUAUUGAAGACAUAUUUGAACAACUGAAAGAGGAAAAAUUAAAUUUAAAAACUCAAUUAACUGAGAUUGAUAAUAAACUAAACAAUAUUGAUCUAACAAUUGGAUUAUUUUGUGAUGAAUUAUAUUCAUUAUUUGAUCAUAUUUGUAGUGAACAACAACAAUUGGUCAUUGAUCAAUAUAAAAAUAUAUUUGAACAAAUAGCUGGUAAACUAGCACAAUUGAUGUACAGAGGAUUUGGUAUACAUAUUCUACGCGGACGUCCAUUAUUCAGUCAUAGUCGUCUUAUUGAAAUGACAUUAAAGCAAUUAGAUGUAAAUGGGCCACUAACCAUUCUAAGUGUAGUUGGAGAACAAUCUUCUGCUAAAAGUUCAUUGUUAAAUACGACGUUUGGUUGUAAUUUUCGCGUUAGUGCUGGAAGAUGUACAAUUGGAAUGUAUUUAGGUAAAUAUUUUUUUUGGUAUCCGUUGAUAUCAAAGAGUUAA
This is a messenger RNA of Didymodactylos carnosus, 1020 nucleotides long. NCBI's taxonomy places the organism in Eukaryota, Metazoa, Rotifera, Eurotatoria, Philodinida, Philodinidae. The record is from the annotation of a GenBank genome assembly.